AUGAACUCCAACUCGGUCAAUAUGCCACAGUCGGAGCUGAAGUGCAACAUCUGCCCUCGGAAGCCCAAGUUCAGCGAUGUCUCUCACCUUCUGACCCAUGUGAGCUCGAAAGGCCAUCUGUCUCACUACUUCAAGCUACAGGUACGCAGCCAGCAGGAACCCCAGGCUGGCGAGCUGCUGGCUGCAUAUGACCGGUGGUAUAAGCAGAAUAAGCUGGCCAACCUGUUGUCAGACCGUAUGCUGGCAAAAGAAGCCCGGACUGGCAAAGGCUCCCGUGCCAGUAACCGCUCAAGCCUUCCGGUUGCCUUUUCUCAUCAGCCGUCGACAACUGUGGCUCCACCUACCAACCGGAAUGCCCCUAUUACAUCCAGUCCUAGGAGAGGUUCGCUUCCUAGCUUCUUGGAUCCCCAGCUCUCCCAGAAUUACUAUACCUACGACGCUCAAGGAAACCGUAUCUCUGGCAGAACAUACUCUCCCAUGUCUGUUUCUAGUAUGAUCAACCCCAAUCCUCAGCCUGGAUAUGGCUGGCACCAACAAACUCAAUAUCAGCCCCAGACCACUCUGCAAGCCUCGUCGGUGCAAACCGUAUGGAAGGAUGGAGAUGAGACAGAGUCAGACGGAGAGGGGAGUCCUCUGAUGGCCAGGCGAAUGAGGAGAGCGUCGUUGUUACACCCAUCUCUUCGCUUCGUUCGGCGAUCCAUCAGUCCCGAUCCCUUCAUUGACGAUGAUGCUGCGUAUGAGUAUGAUGACCAGGAAGACCAGAGUCAGCGUGGAAGCGAUGAGGUGAACCGGCUGAAAGGGGUCUUUUGGCCUGGCAUGGAUAUUUUUGAUUCUGCAACUGAAGAAAUGAGACGCAAACGCAAUCAGAAGAAGGAUGGCUCCAUUAUCAAGCAAAUGGAAGAGACAUCCGAAAGCGUCGAACCUACCGAGCUAGUGUUCUCCCCUAACGGUACCCUUCGGAAACAGCGUGUCAUCUCUGGGAUGGUUGACGAUAGUAGCCCUCUGAAGGGAGAGACUCCUAUCUCGAAGACGAAGGUAACCCGUCCUCGUAGACGACCCAUGUCUCAGUUGAGUGGAAAUGUCCAGAUGGCACAAAACAGAUACAGGAUGAGGAUUAGGGAGCAGAGCCGCGCUGCUCAGCUCGAAAAGCUGUCUCAGCAGGCAUUACUGCUCGGUGGUCACGGCGAUCCUAUGAACUAUCCUCCGCUGGACACCCACCGCAAUGCGCUCUUUAACACAUCCAAGUAUGGACUCGAAAAUUCCGCCAACGCACCGUAUUAUGGCCCCUUUAAACCUCCAAGUACUGAAGCAUACCGUGGGAAAGAGAAUAUUGACCCUAUGUUUUCCCAUGAGCGAAAUGUUCAGAAGCAACAGUACUAUUACGGAUAUCCAUCCCAAAAUGAGAACGAUAACUAUGGAUACUCGACGAACCCCUUGUCUUAUGCCGCCUCUCAGCAAUCUUGUGACUCUGGUUCCAAUAGGGCUGGCAUUAGGGAUACUAUGACCGUUGAUACCAGAGACUUAUUUGGUCAGCAGACACCAGGAGUUUUCCAGAACGCAUCUCCCAAAAGCCCCGUGGCUGAAAUGGGCCACGAUGACAUUGCUCGGAUGUAUUUCAAUGGCCCUCUAGAGUGA
Molecule: messenger RNA, 1635 nt
Organism: Trichophyton verrucosum HKI 0517
Lineage: Eukaryota; Fungi; Ascomycota; Eurotiomycetes; Onygenales; Arthrodermataceae
Exons: 2
Coding region: 1-1635 (544 amino acids)
Source: RefSeq, a predicted model, not a curated record